This is a messenger RNA of Penicillium malachiteum, 606 nucleotides long. RefSeq lists its product as uncharacterized. Gene Ontology annotation, cellular component: mitochondrion. Lineage: Eukaryota; Fungi; Ascomycota; Eurotiomycetes; Eurotiales; Aspergillaceae. The coding region runs from base 1 to 606 and encodes 201 amino acids. The record is from RefSeq and is a predicted model, not a curated record. The transcript has 2 exons.
AUGCGCCUCCAGCGCUCCAUAAGCACAAGCACAAAGAUUCAUAACCCUACGAUGCUGUCGCGCUCGAUUCGAUUCCCCCGAUCUCAGUCUCAAUUUCAGCCAUUCUUCCGCGCGAAAUCCAACCAAGUACGAUUCAACUCUGGAGCCUCAAAGCAAUCUACAUCUACAUCAAAAGAAAGCGGAUCGAUUUCAGCUCGUCUAAAGAAACUAUCACGGGAAUAUGGAUGGGCUGCGCUAGGUGUUUACUUGACACUAUCAGCGAUGGAUUUCCCUAUUUGUUUUGCCAUGGUGCGGUUAUUGGGCGUUGAGCGAAUUGGACAUUUUGAGCAUGCGGUUGUUGAAUCUGUGAAGGGUGUUUUCCCAUCUCUUUUCCCUAAGAAGGAAACUCAGACCGAGGAAGGUGAAGUGGGUGCUAUUGUUGAGGCUGAGAAGUCUAGCCUUGAAGAAGCCAGUAUCUGGACACAGCUUGCAUUAGCUUAUGCAAUCCACAAGAGUGUCUUCAUUUUCGUCCGUGUUCCAUUGACAGCCGCCGUGACUCCUAAGGUUGUGCAGACAUUGCGACGCUGGGGCUGGGAUAUUGGCAAGCGCAAGCCUAAGACCCCUUGA